This is a messenger RNA of Amphibalanus amphitrite, 2782 nucleotides long. Its product is annotated as mitochondrial tRNA-specific 2-thiouridylase 1-like. Gene Ontology annotation, molecular function: sulfurtransferase activity. The transcript is spliced from 11 exons. Gene Ontology annotation, cellular component: mitochondrion. The record is from RefSeq and is a predicted model, not a curated record. Lineage: Eukaryota; Metazoa; Arthropoda; Thecostraca; Balanomorpha; Balanidae. The coding region runs from base 232 to 1446 and encodes 404 amino acids. Gene Ontology annotation, biological process: tRNA wobble position uridine thiolation.
UAAAUUCUAUGAUUUCUCUCAGCAUUUUUAUAAGUUUGCUUCUACUAGCUAUUCGUGGUUAGAAUGCACAGUGUGCAUGAAAAAUGAAAGAAUGAGGCAGUACCUAUCAAGCUGAUACCAUUACAAUUACUUUGACUUCAGCCAGGGACCUUUAACCUAGAAUCGUAGCUGUUGUUUUGAAGUAUCUGCAUCAUCUGCAGUUUUGCUGUCUACUUUUUACAUCAUCCUAAGAUGGGGAGACAGAUUAAGAGAGUAGUAUGUGCUAUGUCUGGUGGCAUUGAUAGCAGUGUAGCAGCUCUGCUGCUGAAGCAAAAAGGUUAUGAAGUGCUGGGCUUCUUCAUGCGCAACUGGGACAUCCGGGAUGAGCAGGGUGUCUGCAAAGCUGACCAGGAUGCAGAGGAUGCAGCCUGGGUCUGCAAGAAGUUGCAGAUCCCAUUCCAGGAGGUCAACUUCGUCAAAGAGUACUGGAAUGAUGUAUUCAUUGAGAUGAUUCGCGACUACGAGUCGGGCAUCACGCCCAACCCGGACAUUCUCUGUAACCGGCACAUCAAGUUCACGGCUCUGCUGGAGCACGCGCGGCACACUGUGGGGGCUGACGCGCUGGCCACCGGACACUACGCGCGCACCUCGGCGGGGGAGUUCGCCACAGAAUACUCCGGCCAGCAGGUACGUUUACUGAAAGCCGUGGACCGCCUCAAGGACCAGACGUUCUUUCUGUCACAAGUUCCGCAGAAGGCUCUGCGCCGCACCAUAUUUCCUCUCGGCGAGUUUACAAAAGAUGUGGUCAAGAAGAUAGCGAGCAGCGCGGGCCUGGAGCGGAUAGCGGCCAGGAAAGAGUCGAUGGGGAUCUGCUUCAUCGGAAAACGGAACUUCAGCGAGUUUAUAGCUCAGUGUAAAACUGCGCAGUUGUACGUGGACCCGCGGCCCGGUAACUUCGUGGACCUGGAGACUCGGGAGGUGGUGGGACGCCAUAACGGAGUCCAUCAGUGGACCGUCGGCCAGCGCUGCAACAUCGCCGGGCUGGCGCGCGCCUACUUUGUCGCCGAGAAGCUCACCGAUUCCGGAGAUAUUCUGGUGGCUCCCGGCCACGACCACCCGGCUCUCUACUCGUCUACAGUGCACGCCGGCCAGCCGCACUGGAUCCACAGCCCACCCGAGGACUUCUACGGACGGGGAAUGCUCGAGUGCGAGUUCAAGUUCCAGCACACCGAGGCGCUAGUACCGUGUGUGGUGACCAGUCGUACCCACAACCCGUGGCACCGGUCACCCAGCAAGAACGACCUAACCGUGUCACUGGCGAACCCCCUGCGCGCCCUAACCCCGGGUCAGUUCGCCGUAUUUUACCGGGGCGACGAGUGCCUGGGCUCGGCCCGGAUCCUCCGGCCGGGGCCGUCCCAGUUCGACCUGGACGUGGACAGCUGCCGCACCAAGCGACGCGAGAGCUGACAAACCGGUGAGCUAGCCGCUGAUCUGUAGCGAAUGUCUGGGGGUGGUGCGUGGACCGGUGAGCCCUAUCGGCUACCUGGGACGGGGAGCUAAGAUUGUGAGUGGUGACCUAGCCAGGUGCCCAAGAUUGACAAGCUAAACACCAGGAGCGGUGUGUUCAGUGUUGGCCCUCAAAAGUCCGAUGCCUUGAAAUAUCGCGUCCAUAUGUGGAUGACAUUGAUAUGUAGGUAGUCACGGGGUACCGCCUGUUAGUCAAAACCGUUAGACCGCUAAGUCAUGAAGAUAAUAUCUGUUUCUGAAGCUGAUCAUGCUGCCGUCACGUGGAACAGGUCACGUGUAUUUAGACUACUUAGCAUUAUAUGUCUGAUGUCGUUUUGGAUUGUUGAACUCAAUGGAGCUUACGCAUUAGACGAUAGCCAUAUAGUUAUGCACAGCUUGUUUUAGAGCUUGUUAGCUGGAAUCUACGUUGUUUGGCGGCGUUCGGUUUGUUGUGCUCGCGCGUUCUUGUGACGUGACGGAUUCUAUGUUGUUGGUCGUAGGUGUUCGCCGUACUGGCCUAAUGGCAGCCUGCCCUGCGGCUGGGUGGGGCUGAUGUCUGUGGGGAGGGGUAAUAAUAACGCCCUUCCUAGUACCUAUGGCGUGUAUCGUGUGCAAUAGUGCUCGAGAAGCAGCGAGUACCGCCACUGUAACUCAGGCUCAGCCCAACGUGGAUCGGUGGCUCGCGUUCGAUAUUUGCUGGAGUUUGAGCCGUAUGUCAAACACAGGCCAAACCCAGCACCGGUGGCAUUACUGGCUUACCCAGCACAGUCCGCCCGCUGGCCUUACCCAGCACAGUCUGCCCGCUGGCCUUACCCGGCACUGUCCGCCCGCUGGCCCCACCCUCCCGCCCGCCGUGGCGCCCCGCCUGUGACCGUGAUCGCAGUAUUGACCUGCUCGCCGGCUCACGGUAGUCGUGGUCAUUGCCAUGGCACCGAGGCACCGGUUACGUCCCCCCCCCCCCCCCCCAGCCCGCCACCGACCGGACCACAGCAGGUAAUGGCUGGGCACGCUGGAAGCACUCGAGGCUCCAUAGAGUGCCUAGGGCGGUACUGAUUAGAAGCUGGAUGGUACUGGGGUUGCGCCAGGAGCUGCGGGUUUUCGGAAACUGCCAUCGGAUUUCGAUAGAGCUGUAGCCUGUGGAAGAUACAUGUUGUCAUCGAUUUUAAAUGUUAUCUAUGUCGCGGAUUGUUUUGUGUUACUGUUGUGUAGUUUGUCAGCACAGGAAUGAAAUGUUGUGGCAAUGUAACUAGGCUGUUGGUGCUAGAUGAGAUGUUUUAAAUACAGAAUGUUGACUACA